UUGUUGUCCUAGACAGAACUCUGAGACUCGCCUUUCGACGAACUAGCAAAGUUUCAUUGCUGACUAAAGGCCUUGUGUAUCACAAGUUGUUCUGAACGCGUCCAGUGCAAAGAAGGAAAGAUGAAGGUAACAGUAUUCCUCGCAAUGUGCCUGUGUCUAGUGGCAGUGGGACUGCAAGUCAAUGGUAAAAGUCUAGUGCGAAAACAAGAUGCCAGCAGCGACGACUCCAUGUCGAACAGUGACUCCGAUAGCGACUCCAGCUCCUCGGACAGCAGCUCGGGUGAUUCCGACAGUGACAGCGAGGAUACUGCCCAGGGUGAUGACAGUGACGACGGAAGUGGCUCUGAUGACAGUGAGGACUCCAGCGACGAGACAGCUACAGGCCAAGCGGUGAUGCGAGCGCAGCAGGCUCGAGUACAGACGCCAGCUCCAGCGCAACUCGUCACGGACACGGACAUGCCAAUGGGACCCACUGACGCUGACAAGGAUGCACCAGGAAAUGACCCUGGCAUGCAAGGCGGUGAUGUGGGAGCCGACCCUCCCACCCCCAAUUUCUAAGCCGCAUGUUGGUGGGGCGAUAACAGCGUGGAUAAACGUACUGGUCCGCAAGCAAAUAACGCGCCAUGGUGUGGUCCUUAUUCCGGGGAGACAGUACAAGACGGAAUCACGCUAAGCUCUUCACCAUUCACACGAAGAUGAAGAGACGAGUGACAGCGUUCUCCUGUGUAAGCACCUGCUAAACCAGGCAACAAAACCGGUUCUACUGAUAUGUUCGAAAUGUUCUGUUGCCUUUUCAAAUUAUUACGUGAUUCUAUAACAUCUGUGUAAUUCUAUAACAGCUCUAUCUCCUAUUCAGUAUGGAUAGUUUGAAUGCAUGGCACAUGGUUUAAUAAUUAUUAUUAUUAUGCUCUACUUAUUUUAGUACUUUCCUUUACUUAGAAGUACGAAGAUUAUUGCGAUAGAACAACCCAUGCAUGUAUAUGUAGUUGAUAUGCACUGGAGGCUCUUGGCCUUGGUCAGGCUGACAGAUUUAAGAUAAUUUAUCUGAGUUCCCAUUCUUCUGAUUCUCAUUCUAUCAAACACGACAAGAUGAAAAGAAAUUUUAAAAAGGUCAA
Sycon ciliatum is the source of this 1115-nucleotide messenger RNA. RefSeq lists its product as uncharacterized. Bases 121 to 558 code for a protein of 145 amino acids. The record is from RefSeq and is a predicted model, not a curated record. The transcript has a single exon. NCBI's taxonomy places the organism in Eukaryota, Metazoa, Porifera, Calcarea, Leucosolenida, Sycettidae.